CUUCGCCCCCAAAACUUAUAAAAAUAGAAGCAAGUUCAAUACCAACAGCACCAACACAAAAGGAACUUGAAUUAUUUGAGCAAGCAGCAGAAACGAACAAUAGGAACAAAGAAAGGAAAAUUGCAAUUGCCGCUGGGUACCUCAAUGAUUUAGCAGCAGAUUGGUACCGUGAAAAUAAAAAUAAAAUCAAGCAUUGGAAUGAAGAAAGCAGACCCAACGAAAGCUUUUACUAUUUACUCUCUACAUUCUUUGCAACACUCGACCACACCACCAUUGGCAGAUAG
Molecule: messenger RNA, 284 nt
Organism: Racocetra persica
Lineage: Eukaryota; Fungi; Glomeromycota; Glomeromycetes; Diversisporales; Gigasporaceae
Source: the annotation of a GenBank genome assembly